AUGGCUUUCGCUUCUUCGUUUGUUUGCUUUAUUCUAUCUCUUCUUCUGAUCUUAGUUCAUGCAAAGGAGAGAAAUAAUUCAACUUGUUCAAAGUCCUUUUCAUGUGGAAAUCUUACUGAAAGAGUUGAAGAAUUCUUAAAGAACUACGGAUCAUACGCUCCAAACAGAUACAAUUAUACAGACAUCAAAAGAAUCACCGGUCGCUUCAGAAACAAACUAGGCCAUGGAGGAUUUGGUAAUGUAUACAGAGGAAGUUUACGUAACGGGAGUGAAGUAGCAGUAAAGGUCCUGAAUGAACUAAAAGGUAGUGGUGAAGAUUUCAUUAACGAGGUGGCAAGUAUUAGCAGAACUUCUCAUGUUAACAUUGUGUGCCUUGUGGGAUUUUGUUUUGAUGGUCACAAAAGAGCUCUUGUAUAUGAGUCCAUGCCAAAUGGAUCUCUUGAAAAGUUUAUCUAUGAGGAAAGAUCCGACAGUGUUCGCCAAUUAGGUUGGCCAAUAUUAUACAAAAUCACACUAGGCAUUGCUCGAGGAUUGGAGUACUUGCACCGUGGUUGUAACACUCGGAUUUUGCAUUUUGAUAUAAAGCCUCAUAAUAUCCUUCUUGAUGAAGAUUUUUGUCCUAAGAUCUCAGACUUUGGUCUUGCCAAAAUGUGCAUGAAAAAGGAGAGCAUUGUGUGA
Molecule: messenger RNA, 678 nt
Organism: Solanum stenotomum
Lineage: Eukaryota; Viridiplantae; Streptophyta; Magnoliopsida; Solanales; Solanaceae
Product: rust resistance kinase Lr10-like
Exons: 1
Coding region: 1-678 (225 amino acids)
Biological process (GO): protein phosphorylation
Molecular function (GO): ATP binding; protein kinase activity
Source: RefSeq, a predicted model, not a curated record